UCAAUCUUUCAUUUUCUGCAAUAUACACCCCAAAAGUAAACGAAGAAAAGGAUAGCAAUGACAUUCAUCGCCAAGUAAUAUGAGAGCCGUUUCAAUUGCUCUCUUCUCCUUCACGGGGUGGUUGCUGUGUUUUUGUCAACCCCAUGUGGCUUCAGACACGUUAAAUCCUGGCGAAAAGAUAACUGCAAAUGAAACCUUGGUUUCAAAUGGUGGCAAAUUUGAACUGGGUUUCUUUUCCCCUCGACAAGGUUCAACAAAAUACUUAGGAAUAUGGUACAACGAGUCACAAGUACAGCCCCGAACGGUGGUAUGGGUUGCAAACAGAGACAAUCCUGUUCCAGACUCCACGGCAUCUUUUCAAAUCGCCGACGAUGGAAACCUCCGAGUGUCAGACUCCAAUGGAAAAGACUACUGGUCUUCCGGGCUCGAGGGAUCUUCAUCCUUAGACCGUACAGUGAAGCUCAUGGAUUCAGGAAACUUGGUACUCACAGAUGACGAGGUCAGAAUGAAUAAUCUCUGGCAGAGCUUCGAACAUCCAACUGAUACAUUUCUUCCUUCCAUGAAAAUGGAUAAAAACAUGAACCUGACUUCUUGGAGAAGCUCUGACGACCCAGCCCCGGGGAACUACACUUUUCAGCUUGCUCAAACUGGGGACAACAGCUAUAGAAUUUUGAAAGACCAAGUCCGACUUCACUGGCAAUCUUCAGACGAAAUACCUGCGACAAUGCCAAACCUCUUGACAAACGUCACCAGAAGCCCGGCAUGUAACGUCACGAGGCAACAUAAGUUGAAAAAUAGCAAGACGUUACCAGUUCUGAAUUCUACAAACCCGGUAUAUGAUUGUGAAAGGCUAGUCAUGAAUUCUAAAAACCCGGUAUAUAAGCUUGAAAGGCUAGUCAUGAAUUACACAGGGAAGAUCGAAUUUCAGCGGUACAUCAAUGAUACUGACGUAGGCGAAUGGUCAACGAGGUUUAGUAAACCAGAAACGAAGUGCAGGAUACAUAAUUACUGUGGGAGUUUCAGAAGCUGCAAUGAUCAGAAUCGCCCUGUCUGUAAGUGUUUGCCUGGAUUCGAUUCCUUGCCAGCUAGGUAUUCCUCCGGAGAACAGGAUAAUGGGUGUUUCAGAAAAUCAACAUGGUGUGGAAGAAGAAGAGAAGACAUUACAUUCUUAAACUUGACGAUGGUUGAAGUGGGAGGCUCGGGCAAACAAGUGUUCCUCCAAGCAAAAAAUGAAGCAGAAUGCCAAGCUCAAUGUCUUAACUGCUCUAAUCAAUGCCAGGCUUAUUCGUUUACCGUUAGAAUUUCGGACCGGAAUCCGGCUUGCUUUAUCUGGACUCAGGAUUUACUUGCUCUCAAUGAGGAUUCCCCUCAAAAUGGCAUUUCUCUUUCUAUCCCCUUACUGAUUUCAGAUAUAGCAUUAACUGCCAAAACCUGUAAACCUUGUGGCACAACAAUAAUUCCAUAUCCACUAAGCACGGGACCAGAUUGUGGAGAUCCCUCGUACUUCAAGUUAAAUUGCAUCAACACAACAAAAACAGGCCAGGUUAGCUUUAAUCUGUCUGGAGUUGGGUUUUUGAGGGUAUCCAAAAUAGACCCAGAUAAUCGGAAGUUGCGAAUCCAAACUAACAAUAAUGAGUCCAUCAACUUCUGUGAUAACCAAGAUCAAAGACAACAAGUUAAGGUUGACUUACCAUUUAAUGUAACCGACUGGUGCUCUGCUGAAGAUGAAAUAGAGGUUAGUUGGCUACCACCAUUAGAACCUCUCUGUCAUAACUCCACAGACUGCAACGAUUGGCCACAUUCAACCUGCAACAACAAUUCAAGAGAUGGAAAACGAAGGUGCCUUUGUGAUGCAAACUACUACUGGAACAACUCAAAUUUAACUUGCAUAGUCAGAGAUGUCCUUCCCGGGGCACUAGGGUCGUCUGGAAGCAAAAACCCUCUCACUAAAUUAAUCCUUGUAGUAACUCUUUCAAGCGCGGCUUUCGUGGCAUGCAUUGUUGUUGCUGCUUAUAUAUGGAAAAGCAAAAUAGCCCAUAAGAAAGACAUGGGAAGAGUUCAGAGAGUUCGAGGCCGCAUGUAUGACAGCGAAAGACAGGUGAAGGAUUUGAUAGACUUGCAAGAACUAGAAGAAGAUGACAACGAAGGCAUAGAGGUGCCAUACUAUGAUUUUGAAACCAUACUAGCUGCUACUGAUAAUUUUUCAGAUGCAAACAAGCUUGGACGAGGAGGUUAUGGCCCUGUUUACAAGGGUAUCCUACCAGGCGAACAUCAUAUAGCAGUAAAGAGGCUUUCAAAUGUUUCAUCACAAGGUUUAAAGGAAUUCAAGAAUGAGGUUGUUUUGAUAUCCAAACUACAGCAUCGGAAUCUUGUCAGAUUGCGGGGUUAUUGCAUAACUGGGGAUGAAAAGAUCUUACUCUAUGAAUACAUGCCAAACAAGAGUUUGGAUGCAUUCUUGUUCGAUCCUACACAAAGUGUGAUUUUGGAUUGGCAGAUGCGGUUUGACAUAAUUUUAGGAGUUGUUCGAGGAAUGCUAUAUCUUCAUCAAGAUUCUAGAUUGAGAGUGAUUCAUAGAGAUUUAAAAACCAGCAAUAUUCUUCUAGAUGAAGAGAUGCAACCAAAAAUUUCAGACUUUGGUUUAGCAAGAAUAUUUGGAAGCAAAGAAAUUGAGGCCAACACUGAAAGAAUAGUUGGAACUUAUGGUUAUAUGGCUCCAGAAUAUGCACUGGAUGGAUUAUUUUCAAUCAAAUCAGAUAUCUUUAGCUUUGGCGUGGUGGUACUUGAAAUUAUCACCGGAAAGAAAAACACAGGAUUCUUUCAAUCCAAACAAGUUCCCAGCCUAUUGGGUUAUGCAUGGAAGUUAUGGACAGAGAAUAAGCUAUUGGAUUUAAUGGACCAAUCUUUGGGAGAAAGCUGCAAUGUAAGUCAAUUCAUCAAGUGCGCGCAAGUUAGUCUUCUAUGUGUGCAAGAUGAACCAGGAGACAGGCCCACAAUGUCACAGGUACUGAUAAUGCUUGAAAGCGAGACUGCUAGUCUCCCAACUCCAAAACAACCAACCUUUUUUAUGAGUAGAGACAGAGGCAUUUCAAGCACAGCUUCUUCUUCUAGUAAACCUGAAGGAAUUCUAUCAACCCAGAAUACCUAUCAGGAAGGUCGAUAAUGCCUGAUAAGUUCUAUGCACAAUGGAUGCUAAUGGGUAGUCAAAAACCCUUUCAAUAUGUAUUUAUGUUUGCAUUUCGUUAUUAUUAUUAUUUAUUUUUA
Molecule: messenger RNA, 3261 nt
Organism: Prosopis cineraria
Lineage: Eukaryota; Viridiplantae; Streptophyta; Magnoliopsida; Fabales; Fabaceae
Product: G-type lectin S-receptor-like serine/threonine-protein kinase At4g03230
Exons: 8
Coding region: 80-3160 (1026 amino acids)
Biological process (GO): protein phosphorylation; recognition of pollen
Molecular function (GO): ATP binding; protein kinase activity
Source: RefSeq, a predicted model, not a curated record